Tetranychus urticae (two-spotted spider mite) is the source of this 853-nucleotide messenger RNA. NCBI's taxonomy places the organism in Eukaryota, Metazoa, Arthropoda, Arachnida, Trombidiformes, Tetranychidae. The record is from RefSeq and is a predicted model, not a curated record.
GCAUCAAAGUGAAUUUAAAUCAAAAACCAAACAAUUAACACUAGUGAAUAAGAUAUACUUUUGUAAAUUACCGUUGGAAAAUAACCAGAAAGUCAGAAGGUACCAGUUUAAUUUACGGUUACCAAUGGUUACCCUGAGGACCGUUAAAAAGGAACCCAAUGUGGGUAAAGUUGUUUUAGUUAGGAACUCUCCAUUAAUUAAAACAGCAACUUCAAUCUCAUCAUCAAUUGUUAAUUCAUUGUUAAUUAAAUCUCCAAAAACGUUAACCACCAAAUCAACGACAACUUCAACUUUUACCGCAACAACAACUACAACUGCGACUACAGUUACAACUGCAAAAACGACUACAACUGGUACAACCACUACUACCGCUGUAACUACAUCGACCACAACCAUUAGUUCCUCCAAUGUUCAAAGUCAAUCAAAUUCCCCAUCAAAUAAGUUAGUGACAAAUCAAUGUGAAAAUGUUUCAUCAAAUAAAUUUCCUACCCACUUCUGUGCCAUCUUGGAUGAUUUUAUCAACAAAUUUUCGUCUGAUCCAGGACAGAAAUUGACAUGUUUAAAUCUUUCUUUUUGUUCACUCAAAACGAUUCCUCACCAAAUUUCAAAACUCUCAUGUUUAAAAAACCUCAACCUCAGCUGCAACGAAUUAAUAAAUGCCAGUUUUCCACAUCCAAAUGACACGAUCGAAUCAUUGGCCUUAUCCUUCAACCAGAUAGUUAUCAAUGAGGCAACUCUUCGAGAAAUCAACACUACAUUUUCCCGUUUAGUCAAGUUAAACCUUUCGUACAAUCUUAAUGGUGAUUCCAGAAAUUUACGCUUGCGAAUCGACUUUUCAUCGGAUAAAGGGUAA